AUGUCAAUCUCCCACUUUCUUUCUGAGUCAGCUAAAAGGCUCUUUAAGGAGCCAGGCGUCCUGUCAAACUCGCACCCCUACUAUCCACUCGAUCUGAAUUUGCCAGAAUACCAACCGCUGGUCAUCCCAUUCGAUCAGAUAUUGGGAGCCUUCUUUGGAACAGCUGGACUGCUGCUCAUUGUUGUCUGGGCUUUAUCAGGGAAAGGCAAGCACCUCACUAUUGGAGAACGGUUGGUGCUCACCUGGUUUGUGCUGACGGGGAUCAUACAUCUUGUUGUCGAAGGUGCUGUUGUGCUCCGGUCAGACUUCUACAAGAGCACCAGCGGAAACAUUCUCUUCGAAAUAUGGAAGGAGUAUGCAAAGGCAGACUCUCGGUAUGCGACACGUGACAGCUUUGUGAUAUCCAUGGAAGCCUUCACUGCCUUCGUGGAGGGGCCGCUGUGCUUUGUCAUUGUGUAUGGCAUUGUCAAGCAGAAGCCGUGGCGCUACACCUUGCAACUGCUCGUGUCUUUUGGCCAGAUUUACGGCGAUGUGCUCUACUUUGCUACAACCUAUUUGGAAGGAUUGAAGCAUUCCAGGCCAGAAUGGCUUUAUUUCUGGUUCUACUUUGUCAUCGUGAACUCCAUUUGGAUUGUCAUACCAGCAGCAGUGGUAGCAAUAUCGGCAUGGCAGAUCAGCAAAGCCAUAGCAGUAGCAGACAGGUGA
Coccomyxa subellipsoidea C-169 is the source of this 705-nucleotide messenger RNA. RefSeq names its product Emopamil-binding protein. The transcript is spliced from 5 exons. Gene Ontology annotation, cellular component: membrane; endoplasmic reticulum. The record is from RefSeq and is a predicted model, not a curated record. The coding region runs from base 1 to 705 and encodes 234 amino acids. NCBI's taxonomy places the organism in Eukaryota, Viridiplantae, Chlorophyta, Trebouxiophyceae, Coccomyxaceae. Gene Ontology annotation, molecular function: steroid Delta-isomerase activity; cholestenol delta-isomerase activity; C-8 sterol isomerase activity. Gene Ontology annotation, biological process: sterol biosynthetic process.